AUGAAGAAAUUUCUUGAAGCACGCAGAGAAAAGAAAAGAAGGAUUGACGAAUGUUGGGUCGCAUUAAACACGGUUCGUUCUUCCAGCCUUAAUGAUAUUGUUCAAGCCAAAUGGCAAGAAGAGGAUAUAUUAGCGUUCCUUAGUGCGAAAUACGGUCAUUCAACUGUAGAGAUAGGACGAUACGCUUUGAAAAACUUCCCACCUAACGAGUUAUGUCCUCGUGCGACAAAUUCUACGACAGAACUUGGAGUUCUCUCUACGAUUAUCAACGCUGGUGUGCCACAAAAUGAAGCAAAACAGUUUAUAGAGCUACUAAGUGAGUGUGAAAAUUUCUUAUCAUUCACCAUGAGUAAAGCGCUAGAAGAGAACUCGAAAAAACUAAGUGUUCCUAGACCUAGCAUUCUUCUAACGCCACCGAACAAGCUGAUUGAUGACGGUUGUUUGGUUUGUAGUUCGACACUGGCAAUGCACAAUAACAGUUGCGCAGUAACUAUAUUUACCAUUACUGGGCCAGUUCGGGCAAUGAAAGUUUGUUGGAAAUGUACCAAUUGUGGUUUGAAUUACAAUUACUCAAUGUAUGGCAGCACUGAAGCUGGAUACAAGUUUUACAAAGACGCACGGCCUUUGAUUGAAGCUUCCAAUGUAACGUAUGUUGAACGAAUGGUUUGUAACUACCAAAUACAUCUUGCGUAAGUACAAUUUAUAGAAAUAUCUAAUAGAAUGUUUACUGCAAAACGUGCAUGCAUGGACGCUAUAUCACAGGGUGUAUAAAAACUGCACAGUUUUCCCAGUCGUCUCUUAAUAAAAAAAUACGCUUGUAUUUUUUAAUAAGAGUCAGCACUCAACUGCAAAUACCGCCAAAAUUUGUGACAACUUUAUAUAAUCAUGGGUAGUUUGGGGUCAUGCUGGUAUCUUCACAACUAAAAUUAUUUUGGGCGUAAAUUUUCGAGUGCAGGGAUUGUUUAAAAAACCGACUUGCGCACAAAACAGAGUAAGGCUUGCAUGGAAGGCUUGCAUUUGAAUUCAUUCAAAUGUAUAAGGUGUUUCAUGAGCUCUCGAAGUAACAGACAAUUUGAUGUAGCUACAUUAUAUGAAGUCCAACGUGCGACCUCUAAAACUUUUCCAAAGUAUAUGGCCUUUCUGCCGUUUCAUGCAUAGAUUUUAACCUUUUUAAGAAUUCCAUCAUGCAUAUACACACUUAAAGGUUUCAUAACUUUUUCAAUCAUCCUCGUUUUGUUGUCAACACUACUUUUUCUAUAUUUAUAUAAACUGAUCAACAAUAGCAACCAUGCCUGGGUAUCGUUUGAAGGAUUUGCAGAAGCUUUUAACUGUGCAAUCAAGAAAUUUAGUACAUUUUCCCAACAUUCUGAAGACAGUUUAUGUUCACUGCUGUCGAGAGGUAAAUAUGUGUAGUUCAUGGCUGUGAUGCAAGUAGAUCAGUGGACAUCUACCCAGAUUACAAUUUAACACUUCUUAGAUAUGCAAGGUAUUCCAGAACAAGGCAGUCAGCUGGAUCGUCGCACAGUCUCAAGCGCAUUUUAUUGGCAUGAAAUUGAAGAUGAAUUAAGAAAACGAAAUUUGUCAGAGUGGGUAUUCACAGGAACUAAAGACGAGAACUUGGAUGCCGUUAUGAAGUACAUUGACCAACUUCGAUGUGGUGAGCUCUACAGUCACACUGAGGAGGAUUGUUCUGAUGAUUGCAGGAAAAGAGGUAAUAAAAAUUUAACGAUGAUCAUUCCGUUGUCUGGCCUAAUCUAUAUAGAUAUAUAUACAGUAAUAGUAUUGCUAAAAAAUCACAUUCAUGCAAAACACUAGGUUGUUCCAACUUUGUAUCUAUGGAUGGUAUUUGGAAACUUCGUUUUCCCCACUGCAUGUACCCAGUGAAAACAACGAUUUCUGGACUUCCUACGGUUAACUAUCCUGACAUUUGUCCUAAGGAACCGAUUUCCAGGACUUCCGCUUUUUGCAAAGAACAUUGUGAGAUUGCGACAACCAAAGGUGUUCCAACGGAGCUGCGAAAGUUUUUGCACAAGUAUUGCGGUAUACCGAGAAGUAAUGAUGGUGAGUGACGUUACAACGUCGUGUAGUGAUUAGGCAUAACACCAUAUUCUCUUAUUUAGGCAACCUUGUACUUAUGUCUUAUAACGUUGUCAGGACAAGAGGAGAGUUUAAUCCAAGAUCGAAGGAACAUCUAGGACGACAGACCAUACAUGACGACGUCAUAUACAUCUAACCGUACAACUAUUGAGUAAUAACCCUGAACAAUAAUAUAUGGUGUUUUUUUAGCAAAAAUAUGCAAAUUUAGAAUUUCGAGAUCGCAACAGUAAUUGCUUAACUAGUCACGUGAUUAUAAGUAAUUUUUACUUCUGUUCAAAAUCUCUUUUAAAAGCAAAAGUUUGAUCUGAACGUCUACAAAGACAAAAAACAUAUUGAUGUUGUACAUGCCUAAUUUAGGGGCGCUUCCAUUAACACGGCCAGGCCAGUCAAAUUGUUGAAUGGAAGUAUGGAACACAAGACAUUCGGGCUUUGGACCUAUCUGACCGGAAAAUUUAGAUAGAAUUAGAAUGAGGUCCAUUUUCGCUAGAUAUUUUAGAAACAUAGACCAGAUUUUUCCAUUGAUACAGAGACAAAAAUUCGGGUCUAACCGGUCAGGCCAUUGAAUGGAGAGCGCCCUAGAUUUCCACCUCUAAUUUGGAGUGCAAAUUUUGUCGUCCAAAAUGGAAGUCAAUGCAAUGGACCAUUUGCAUUAUAGACUAAAUUUUGAUCUCAACAAAAAUUUCAUCACAGCUUGAAAGAGCAUCACAAAAUUAGUAAUAUUCCAAAGUUUCGUUGCGAAAUGUUGUAAAAUGCGGAUAAUAUAGCCUUGCGAAAUUUGCAAUUUUCAGUCAUUUUAGAUUACAAACGGGAAAUUGACAGCCCAAUCGGGUGAUGGGGCAUCAAUUUCCUGUUUGUAAUACAAAAUGACUGAAAAUUGCAAAUUUCGCAAGGCUAUAUUAUCCGCAUUUUACAACAUUUCGCAACGAAACUUUGGAAUAUUACUAAUUUUGUGAUGCUCUUUCAAGCUGUGAUGAAAUUUUUGUCUAGAUCAAAAUUUAGUCUAUAAUGCAAAUGGUCCAUUUGCUGAUGCCAAAUGUUAUUCCUGAAGAAACUUGACAUGGUCACUAUUGAUAUGCAUAUUUGUCGUUUACCCCAAGCCGGCGCUGACGUUGAAAUUCAAAGUUUCCGUAUUUCUACGUGACACAUACAUUUCCUCUGUUUUCCAUGCUUACUCAGUCUUAUUAUAAUUCAGUGAAAUGACAUCAUCAUGCAAGGGAUCUAUAUGGCCUUUUCUGCAAAUUGGUUGCUUUGAAAUUGAUCGUUUUUGAAACCAUUGAAGACAGUUGCUCUCCCCCUAUUUUAGCAUGCAGAUCUAAACACUUGUGCUCCUUAUUGACCGCAAUUUCCUUACUUUUCUACACAAUUAUCAGGAAAGAAAGAACUGUCACACGUAGAUAUGAAUGUCAAUUCCUCGGAUGUUCAGAGAGUGGAAACGACAAUAAAAAAUCUGAAACCACAGACCACAGCUUCCGAAGUCACUGAAAUGCAAGGUAAGUAUGAAUGUAUGGGAUAUUAGAUUUCCUGAUUAUUUGAUCCCAAUACUUUUCAGAGGAUGGUUUGUCAUGUUGCAAGCUGCGGUUUACUUAAAACAGUGUAACAUAAUAUAAUAGACUUGAAAGUUCAAAUCUUACAGUACAUGGUGAGAGUUGUGGAAAUGGAUGAUCCCUAUUAUGUUUGCAGUGCACAAUGAAUGCGUGUGCACAAUUAAUUCUGCUUCAGAAUAACUCUUGAUUUAUUUGCAACCACGGGACAAUAGGGACAACCACGUUUCUUUCUGAAAACCCAGAAUUAUUAAACAUAAGCCAACUCGAAGCUGAAAAUAACGACCCAUGCAAUAAAGACACUGGAGAAAAACAAAAAAGUUUGCAGAAAUGGUCCCGUGGUCUUUUGCAUUAUGUUCGCAGUGGUGGCCAUAUUGACAGAUGGAAUCCUUUGUUUGU
This is a messenger RNA of Paramuricea clavata, 4037 nucleotides long. Lineage: Eukaryota; Metazoa; Cnidaria; Anthozoa; Malacalcyonacea; Plexauridae. The record is from the annotation of a GenBank genome assembly.